AUGCGGUUCAAAUUAUUGAAAUUAGCGACUGUCCUGCUCCUCGCGGGAUCCAGCGAUGGGAGACCUCAAAAGCUUGAGGUCUCACGGAGUCUUCAACCGGAAGUAGAAGACCCGAAUACGGAAGGAUGGCGACCGGUGCAGCGUGGCGUGAAUUUCGCACAGGAGCCAAAGCCUGUCGUCAAGGAUCUGCCUCAAAUUGUCGAAGGCAAUAGCAGGUACACGGAAGGAAGGCGCGCAACGCGCGGAAAAGCUUAUCUUAUGAAUAACCUUUUUUACGAAGAUCGUAUUGUCCUUGAAGACAAACGAGUUGGCGAUAGAAACUACGAGCAAUUAGAUCUAGGGGCCUCAGAUUCCGAGUUAUUUAGACUGUCUGUACCGAGAACAAAAAUUGGACUGGAGUUAGGUAGGAAUUUAGCGACUGAAGGUAGAAGUAGUAAGGAUGUAAGGAUACCGUCUGGCAAUGAGGUUGGUAGGAUUAAAGGUAGAAAUACUUUCGAUCACUUUGUGGCGAACAAAACUGCCGAAGCAAAACCCAAGUUGGUAGAUGAGGUUUCGAUGGAUGUUAAAUCACAUUCGAAUUUGGAUAAGACUGUAUUACUUUUAGGGAAUAACUUGUCUUCCAAUACCGAUGAAAGCACAGAUCGAAUUAUAUCGUUGAGACGCUCACGGGAUGGUUCAUUAGCGAUAGGUUCAGUUUUGUCUUCGAGCCGAAUGACGCUGGAAAAACCAGAAGCGAAGGUAGUAAGUUCGAGCAGAACUAAGCCACGGGUUGUUAUUUAUUCUGGGACUAUUUCAGAAGGUUCUCGGCCGGCACAGCUGAACAGGGCAAAAGUUAGAAAUUUCCUUAAAAUUGUACCAACCUAUGCGAAUCAAAAAAUUUCUAGGAACAAACCGGCGCAUUUGCAUAACAAUCUUCAUUCGCAUCGCAAUAUUCACAAUCGGGUUUCUAGUCCGAACUUGCACGAUUCGCAAGCUGAAGUAAAGCAUUUUGAAAGUGAUUCAAAGAAAUCGGUGGUCACGUUUCACUUACUAACCGACCAAAGUGUCCAACAGAAAUUUGGUCAAAACAAUUCUACAAACAACCUGAUCCGUAUGAAACCGCAGGCGAACCAAUCGCUGCCUCAUUUCACAUUGAAAAGCGAAAAUCACCAGGCUGGCGAGCAGGUACGUGGAAAAAAUAAACCGAAGAGCAAUGUCAAGGUGAACGUAAAUUCGAGUCAAAGUGUCUCGGACUUGAAUCUUAAGAACUGGCCGAACGAUAACUUGCAAAAUAUCGAGGAUUUGUACAAUUACGAAAAGUACACAUCCUUCGAUGAUGGUUAUGACAGUUUGGAAGCGCAGGAAAUUACCGAUGUUUCCGUGCUUCAUCAAAAUGCGCCCAGCUUCCACGUCGUAAAGAAGAAACCUGGAAGCAAACCAUCGAUUUCGGAAGCGGAUAUGACAGCCAUUCCCGAGCCUGCGUCUUAUGCAAAUCUCGAACAAAGCGCGCAAGAAGUAGUUCAGUGGCAACAGAUUCCUCCGUUUACCUCUGACAAUAGCGACUUUCUAGCUACAGAAAUGAACGGAAACGAAUCGAAUACGUUUGAUCCAAUUCCAGAAGGCUUAGAACCGAAUCAACCAAUAAAUCUUGAACAGGUUAACGGACAGAGUACAAAUUUUUACGGGUACAUUAACGGAAAGCCAUCCGUCCCAGUUAUGCAAAAUUACGAUGAUUCCGCUCAGGGGCAAGUAAAUUACGAAGAUCAGUAUCACCAGCUGAUUUUUCAAAAUUUAAAUUCGCAUGCGUCGCAAAACAACUUUUAUCCAACGCAUGUAACGAGGCCAACAAGCGAAACGGUUGGAAGCGAUGGUGCUUACAUGGAUUAUCAAACCGAUCCCACUAAUGGGCCAAACCUGUCCAAGAAGCCGCAAUUCAACCCAACAUCAGUCGUCUCGCAAAAUACCGUAGUACACAUCCUGAAUACCGGUAAGAAACGACCGAAUGUCACCGUAACCGAAAUGAAAGAACCGGAUAAUCCUGGCACGUCACUGAAUCCCAAUGAUCCGAAAGAUGACAAAAAGAAUGAUUCAGCCUCGGCACCGAACGUUCACAUAAUGUUCACCAUGCAAAAAGACGAGAUCGAGCAGAACGAGAUGCAGCCCGGGGUGUCAAUGGAUCAUGAGAUUCCGGAAGUGACGUACGACGAGGGCAGCAAUUGUCCAACGGUGACGAUCAACUCUUACACCAGGAUAAACAAUACCGUCCAAGGCAAGGAGGGCUGUACCGAUUUGAACAUCGUCAUAAACUCGCACGUCCUAAACACAAAUGUAUUCAAGCACCCGCCACCCUCCACCGGAAAUUAUGGAUCAGCGACCAAGGUGCCUAGUGAGCGUUACCCAGGAAGCGGUCUGAACCAGGGUAGUUACGCUCCUCCUUCAGGCGGUUAUGGUACUUCCGGCGGAGGCUACGGAACGUUUCCUUCCGGUAGUGGACAGCACCCGGAAGGAUUAUACCAGCAAGGUGAUUCUCAAAACGUUCCUAUUGACGAUGGUCAGGACCUUCAGGGUGUGCUGCAAUACGAUCAGUACGAUCAGCAAUUCCCAGGGACGGCGACUCUCGAGGUCUUCCAACAGACCCAAAUCAACGUUGGCUCGCAGAACGAUGUGUCAGAUGCAGAAGGUUCUUUCGAACCAGAUCCCCCAGGCAACUCUCCUAGCUCAGGUGAUGGUUUAGCUGACGAUCCGUCUGCUCCUGAUGCUGGAGUACCAGAUAGUCCUUUGAAUCCUGGUGCAGCACCGGGAAGUCUCCCAGGAUUUGCGGAUGAUCCAGGUGGUUCAGAAGUUGCAAGUGACCCUGCGGCCGGAGGUGGUGUCCCAUCUAUUCCUUCUCUAGGUGGAAUGCAGGGGUUCCCACCGCUGGGGGAUGAAGAGAUUCCAGCCGAUGUGGCGGCGGCUGCUGUUCCGGAAAACGCGGCUGCGGACGUUCCGAUAUCCCCGGGAACUGGUGGCUCUUCUGGAAUACAAUUACCCGGGAUUGGAAAUCCGUUGUCGGGUAUAACAGGUCAGCUUUCGGAUGCUGUUGGGAAUCUCGGCUCUCAAAACGGGAACGGAGGGCUUGGCCCAGGGUCCGUUCUCGGGGAUGACGAUGACGUCGAUGACGAUGACGAUGAAGAUGACGAUGACGAGCUGAUGGACCUGAUGCCCUUCAGUAUCGUGGAGUCUAUGACUUCUAUGCUUCCCUACUUUACAUUUUUGAAUCCGUUGAAUUAUGGUUUCUUCAGCAUCGCGAUGUCGCCUCUCGCCGUUGCUGCAGCCGGUAUUUUUGGGUUGGCGGCGUUUUUCGUUCCCUUCGCGUUUCCAACCGCUUUAGGUUUCGGACGGGCAACUAAUCGAGUUAAGGUCAGAGUCACACCCACGCUUGAGGACAUGGUCAUACGGUCGAUUCAUAAGUACAAUAAUUGGAACGAGUGGAAGAGCAGACGAAAGAAGCGAAAAAGAAUCCAAGUUUCGAAGUCUCAGCGGGAUGCUAAAGACCUUCCUGACAUGAAGCAGUCUCUGAGGACUGUGGCAACGCAGUUACUCAACGUGACUGACCCCAAUGAAUCUCCAAAAACGUCUGCUGACCUGAAGAACGAAGCUGGCAGGACGAGCGAACCGAAGAAGCUCGUUACCAUCGGAAAGAUCGGGAAAUUUGAAAACUUACCAAGCACUGAAGUGAAGUCGAAAACGGAGGACCCCGACCUUCUUAUAAAGGAGAUAAACUCGGAAAUAAGUUCCAUGGAGGCUAUCGGCGUCAGUUUUGGGCGACCUAUGAACUCGAAAUUUGGUUAUUUCGAAAGUAGCCACCCGGGACUUGCAAUGGCCGUGACAGAUGAGGAGUUGGAGAAGGAAUUGUCCUCGAGACGAGACGUGAUUGGCUACAAAAACCAGCUGACCACUCCGGGCGGAAUAUCGACCUGGAUUCUCUUGAACCCACCAACGACAACACCGAAAUCUGUACAGCAAGAGGCGAAGAAGCCGGCUGACACAGUCAAGAAAAUCGCCACGAAGCCGACGUCUUCUAUCGAGAAGAUAGACGUCGAUCAACAGGGCCAAAAGAAACCGAUUGCAAUAGUAGAAAAGGUAAUGCCCACACAGUCCUCAGGAAAGUUGGCGACGAAUAAGGUUAAGCCCGUUCCAAGUAACUCUAGAAAUGGUCAGAAAACGACAACUGUAAAACCACAAGUGGCGCAGACGACACCUAAGAAAGCGACUGUCAAUCCUGGACAGUCUCCUGCAGAAGUUACAACCCCGAAGACGAAGGAAACGGACAAUUUCCCCACCACGGAAAAAGUACUGACAGUGACGAAGAAAAUCAUCCAAGUUCAAAGAACGACCCAGCAAAAGUUGGCGACAUCUACGACCACCGUUAGGUCAACGCCAAAAAUACCGAAGGGAAAUCUGAACAGAACCAGAUUUCCAGCUAGAACUACAACGACAGCGAAACCGGAGAAGAAACCUGAAACAGUAUCCACAACUAUGAUUGAGAAGGUGACAUUUAAGCCGGUUCAAAUGAUACCAACGCCGAAGGAUGAGACGAUAAUAGAAAGGCCCACCUUUGUAGCGAAGAUAAAGACGCCUAUCCCUGUGGAAAUGCCGAGAAGCACUCCGGCGCCAGUUCCGAAAAGCACAACACCAGAGUUCAGAGAAACGACAAUGGCUGCGAAGACAGAUUUCACGGGGUCGGAUCUCGUUGAAGUUCCUGUCCAGACGAAACUUCCGAUAACGAAGAUAAACAACGUGUUGAAGGCUGAGAUGAAGAAACCAAUCGACGAAGCACCCAAGAUCGAAGAUCCAGUAUUGAAGAGUAAGAAACAGAGUGCUGACGAGAAAGUCGAUGCCUUGAGCGAUAAAGCUAUCUCCCAGGCACUGAAUAAUUCUCAGAUCGAUCUUAAGUUUGAAUUCAAUCCUGAACUGACGAAAAUUGAAGUAAAGUCUCCCCCAGAAGAGCCGUUAUUGAGCACGACUACGAAAAAACCGAGGAGAAGUUCGCAGAAGCGGCGAAGAAACAAGAACAAAGUGAAGCGACGUAGGCCUUCCAGCUCAACCACGGAAAGCAGCGAAGUCACGACGGAAUUGAUCGCUAGUGAAACAGCUCUUCAAGAAUCCAAGGUAGAGCCUGACACGAAGGAAGUGAACGCGACGAAAACGAAGAAAAAACAAGUCGAGAAACCGAUCGGUACACAGAUUUACAAUUACUUGAGCCGAGAAAUCAUGCCAAGCUUUGGAGUUGUGUCUUUGGUUGGUCUGGGUCUGGGAUUAGCUUCUUAUUUCCUGUAUCCGUUCGGAGGUGGAAUUGCGCGGAGAAAUUACGAGGUUGAGCCAAAUUACAAAUACAACCUUGGCGAAUAUGGCGGCAAUUACGGCCAAAGUGAGGAAGAAGUAUUCUCUAAGGUCCUCCAAGGUAUGACGAAUCACGAGGAAAAGUAUGGGGGCGCCAAGGAUUACGACUUGAACAAUUAUUAUCGAUACCAGAAGUUCGGAGGUCCGGCUAUCACUGACACGAAACUGACAAAAAGAAUUGAUCACAGAUAUCCCACGUCUUCGUCUGGAACAGCGUACAAACCGCUCGAAAAUAGCUACGACAUGAAAUAUAAGAACACUGAAUUUAAGUAUCCCGAAGUUUCGACGACGGCAAAUUAUUUCGAACGACAAAAACAGUCUGGUUAUACCGUAUCGGCUGACGGAGAUGCGGACCGUCAAUUUGUCGUCGGGAGCGUCCCCAAGGAGUACGGCUACGUCGAAAGCCCAGUUGUUGGUCAGAAGACGUCAACGUACGGUGAAAACGGGGACGGCCAAACCCAGUUCGAGGAGGACGGAGCACAGAACUAUGCUUUUCCAAAAAAUUCCGCAAAUGUUUCUCCGUUGCAAUCGUACGGACAACCGGAAGCGUUGCCCUUGAAGAGCGACGCCAAUUACGACGAGAUCGAGAUCACGCCUACGGCAGUCGCGGUCGAACAUGGUCCCAGAGCUUUGAAAGUGAAAAGGUCGAUAGAUGAAGAUCCGUUCCGUGCACACCCACGAUUCCGAAGAGAGUCCGUUAUCCAAGUGAUACCACCAAGCGGAAGCCUGGCAGUUACCGAAAAAGAAGAGAACUUGAGCAACGAGAUAUUCGACAUCCUCGACCUCAUGAUACCGGGCAAAGACGAGGCUCGGAAAAUCAAGGACCACACGAUGUCAAACUCCAUUGACCAUGACGAGAAGAUCGAGAAGAAGAGGGAGGGAGAAAAGACGAACAUGGCUGACAGUACGACGGAGAAUAUCGUGGAACUGGAGGACAAGAAAACCAGUGAAAAAUUGGUAGCACCGACCGUCAUACCGACGAUGAGUCCUACGGAGACAUCUUCGAGCACUCAUUCGCCUUCAACAACCGCAGCACAAGAGGUUGAAGUGGUUACCACGACGCCAACUGCCUUCAGCGAAGAAGCACCGACCGAAUCACAGACCAAAGAUGAGUCGAUUGACGAUAUAGCAACGGAAACUGAGGGACAGGAUCUCGAAGAGACGACUGUAGAGUCGUUAGAUGAAGCGACGACGACCGAAAAGGCGGACAAACCAGAAGAGUCGGGCUUCAACAUAUUCGAAUUCGUUAGGAAGGUCGCAGAAAUUAAGUUCAGGUUAGGAUUGACCAUACUGAAACACGCGAGCGAAGGAUUCGCGCGAUAUUUAGGGGGUGUUCAGAAGAGAAUCAAUGGCGAGGAAUGAUCGCCAUGUGAUACGGAGAGGAAAAGCAGACUGUGGGUCGAAUUAACAUUACACGUACUAUUAUAGGGAAAUCACGUUGAAACUAAUAAUGCGUUAAAUUCACGUUAGAUUUUUUAUCGAUGAAUAUUUGUCACGGUAAUCAUGCGAGUAUUUAAUUAGCGUAGAGUAAUUAUAAUCGGCUUUUUUGCCAUUGUGAAGUUAUCGAGUACAAGUCACAACGACGAUGUGGGAUUAUUGUGUAGUUUCAUUAUUUCUAAAAGAUGGGCUCGCGCACCGAUCCGAUUACCGUGCUUGACUUCAUUUUAUAAUAAGGCCAUGAAUUUUUCAAUACCUUUUUCAAAUGAACAUCUAGUUCAGGAUCAUUUCAAUCAGGCAAUGGGAAAUUCUGGCAUUCAAGCUCUCUUUGUUCGUAAGAAACUUUGAAGCGAAAAAAUUUAAAAUUUCUUAUCGACGAAUAACAACUUAUAAAUUGUCACAUAGUAUAUUAUGAUAUAUAGGUAUAUAGUUUAUUAGCGAAAGUUAUUACUUCGUUGAAAUAUCACACACCUAAAUAUAUAUGUAUAGAAAAUUUAUGAUGAUAUCGUACCUAGAACGCAUUUUCCUACACUUUACUAUC
Messenger RNA from Diprion similis, 7339 nucleotides. RefSeq lists its product as uncharacterized. NCBI's taxonomy places the organism in Eukaryota, Metazoa, Arthropoda, Insecta, Hymenoptera, Diprionidae. The record is from RefSeq and is a predicted model, not a curated record. The coding region runs from base 1 to 6723 and encodes 2240 amino acids. The transcript has 5 exons.